Magallana angulata is the source of this 2679-nucleotide messenger RNA. RefSeq names its product transcription intermediary factor 1-alpha-like. The record is from RefSeq and is a predicted model, not a curated record. NCBI's taxonomy places the organism in Eukaryota, Metazoa, Mollusca, Bivalvia, Ostreida, Ostreidae. Gene Ontology annotation, molecular function: zinc ion binding; protein binding. Bases 521 to 2437 code for a protein of 638 amino acids. The transcript has 2 exons.
AUCAUUACUGUAAUGGUGUUGAAUGGCUAAUAUUAUUUGAAUUGUGACAAUUCGCUCUCAUGUAUGCGACGGACGUAUUCAUUUAAAAAAUGCACAGCAUGAGUCAAACCGAUAAUGUAUUGAUAUGAAGAAUCACGCGCCAUUUGUAGUGGGACAAAAUUGGCUUUCUACAACAUUUUAGAGCGCAAACGAGAAAGUUUAUCGUCAAAACUGGAUAAAAUUGAUUUCUGAUGGCAAGCGAAAAUGUUGUGCACCCGAGAAUCAAUGCGAGAAAGCUGAAUAAAUAAAGUGGUAGCUAGUCGUUAGUGAAGUGAUUCACUAGCAAAUUAAGAGACCGACAAACAAAAAGUUUUCUGCGUACAACUGCAUAUCCAAGUUGUUCGUGACUAUUGGUUCCGAGGGAAUAGGAAUUGGUGGGUUUAAAGUCAAAUAGUCUAGUGACUCGGGUAGAAAAAACCGUCCUCUGAUCAGAUGGAUUAACAUCAGAGAAAUUUCAGGAUCUUAUGAAAGUUAAGUAAAGAUGUCUAAAGGCAAGAAUAGACAGAGAACAUUGAACCUAAUCCUGAACAACCUCAAGUGUUAUCUUUGUCUGGAAGAAUUUAAAGAUCCGCGCCUGUUAAACUGUCACCAUAGUUUUUGCAAGGAGUGCCUCGACGGUUACAUUACGACAUGCUGUGAAGAUGGCGUUUUAGAAUGUCCACUUUGCGAGUCUGAGAUGAAAGUUCCCGAAAAAGGGGCACGAGCGCUAAGAAGAAAUUAUUUCUAUCAACUUCAAGAGCAGAGCAUUGGUGAAUUUUGCCAAGUUUGUGGAGAGGAAGAAGAGGCGAAAAAGCACUGUAUAGAGUGCAAUCAAGAUUUUUGUGCGUCAUGUGUGAAAUCACAUGCUGGAAUGACAGCCACGCGAGAACAUCAUCUGCUGAAAGUAGGACAGAAUGCAAGCAAGCAACAGAUAAAACAUACUCUUUUCUGCAAAACCCACCCUGAGGAGCGGCUGUUGUAUCAAUGCAAAGUCUGCAAGGAUUUGGUUUGCCAGCAUUGCAACGCAACAACUCACAAGCAACAUGCAUCAAAUUACGUCAAGGAUGUUGCAGACUCGAAUAGGGCCAAAUUAAAAGAUACUGUCAAUUCAGAGGAAUACGUAAAUUACUUGUGUUGGAUGGCAGAGAAAAAAAUGGAGAUAUCACAAGAAAUUAGCAGAUUUAAAGGAGCACAACACACAGCAGAAGAUGCUAUUCAAAAACACUCGGAAAUGUUGCACCAUCUCGUUGAAAUUGUCAAAAACGAUCUUAUGGGGAAAGUGAAAGACAUGAUGAAAGAGAGAGUGACACCUAUCAAGGGACAAAUCAAAGACUUGGAUAGGAAGAUUUUGUCUGCUGCGACAAUCUAUCAGUUUGCCAAAAACGUUAGUCUACAAGGUGACGACAUUGCUGUUGUGGGAUACAGUCAUAAACUGGUAGCAAAGCUGGAUAAAAUGAAGUCAGAUUAUUCAAUACCAACAGUUAAAAGAGGUAAUACCUUCUACUUUGACCCGAAACACAUUGAAGAAAAAGACAUUCGUCCAUUGUUUGGGAUGGUAACACCUGGGAUCCCUGUUGAAAAAGACCUUAACCCAGAACUGCUGGAGGACUUUGAAGUGGAAAACCAAGGUUCAGUUGUUUCUGCCAUACUUCCUCUAGGUGAUGGAAGAGCAUGGGUUGUUGAAGGUGUAGAAGGAGUGCUAAAACUAUACGAUAAUUCAGGAAGAGUCCACAAGUCACUUCACUUGGGUCUACCAGCGGACGACAUUGCAAGUGGACCAAACAACACCAUUUUAGUGUCUUGCAAUUCUGGAAAGGUCAUCAAGACAGUUGACAAGCAAUUGCAACAAACGACGCUGCUAUCCACCCCUGUCUGUGCACGAGGAUUAGCCAUGGACCAAAAGAGUGGAAUCGUUUAUAUCUGCAUGACCGAGAAAAAUGCCUUUUUUGAUCAUGAUGCCACACAUAACAAUAAAGUGGUGAAGACAAUGACAGGAGAAAACAAGAGAUGGGAGCUACCUGAUAUUUUGGAAUUUUCCGCCCAUCCAACUGUUGAGUAUCCAGCCAGAGUGGUCAUAACCAAGAAUUCGUUUAUCGCUAUAUCUGACUGGAAAAGGGAGUGUGUAACUGUGUUAAAUCCGAGUGGCCAUAUUCAAGCCGAGUACUAUGGACUAAAGAAAAAUGCGGAAAAUUAUUUUAACCCGCGUGGCCUCUGUAGUGACCCGGACAACGGGUAUAUUUACGUGACCGACUACAAUAACAGUAGAAUCAUGAGGUUGGACGAAUCAGGAAAUAUGUUUGACGUCGUGCUGAACAAGUCUGACAAAAUAUUCAAACCUUGGUCGGUCGCCUUAGGUCAGGACGGGGUUCUGUGGGUAGGGAGUCGAAAUGGAAAGAUGUCUGUGUACCAUCUAAAUUGAUAAUUGUGAUUUUGCGAAAAGGAAGUUUAUUACGAUUACUUUGGUUUCAUCAAUAGUCGUGUGCAUCAAUGUUCAUGAAAUGAAUGAAAAUUACAGGGUAAAAGAAACGUAAAACAUGGACAAUGAUAAUACCAAUACAAUUUGUUAUAAGAAAUUGCAUUCAAUGAAUACGCAAAUUGGUACGUAUUUAACGAAAAUUAAUAAAACUAGACACGAUCUCGUUGCGAGCAACGAGUGGGUCU